GAACCAAUCCCCGGAAGCAUGAAAGCACACAUCUCUGAAUCAGAAUCUCCAAAUCUCUGACCGAAUCCCCUGUUGGAGACCUCCUUCCCUUAAACCAGGACAGCACUUCCUCCAUCGAUCAUGAAAUGUCCCAUCGAGGCCACUGUUCGGGACAAGAGAAACUGUCUGUGCAGCAGCCGACCGUCCCACUGCUGGCAGUGAAACCUCUGAACGCAAUUGUCAGAUUUCACAGCCCUAAACCAAUAAAUCCUCGCACUGAGGAAGCCCGAAGAGCCUCGAGACAUGGCGCCGUCGGCCAGCUCAACGUUUCAGAAUUUGGUGGCACAUUGUUCAAAAUCGUAGCUGCGCAUCCAUGGCAUUCAAAUUCACGUUGGACUCUUCUGGAAUGUUCCUCGUAAGAAGGUAAGGACCGAGCGGAGUUUCUUGGUCGUGGGAGAACUCGGUUUCAAGGUUCCGUUACUCUGUCACCGUUGAAUCCGCGAUUCAAGCUCGGCAUUUCUGAGUGGUUUCGAAACUACUUCUUCACCGUUCACUCCGUAGCUUGAAGAGUUCAAGAUUUCUAGCGAACCUCGAGAUUUUGGUGUACCCUCCAUCUGCUGAGGGAGUCAAAAUUUGUUCGAUUUGGAGGUAGAGAAGGACAAUUGCUGACCAGAAAUGUGCAGCGAUAUUUGACCGAACGACACGGUGUGCUUCUAGGUGUUUCAAGAAGCUCGGGGAGUCAUCACGACGGGCAGAGGACGAUUAAUCUGUUGCGGAACCUCAAAUUCUAAUCUCAUGUCAAGCUAGAGCUACCUCUGUAAAUGCGGGAUGUCGGAUGUAGCACAAUUGACGUCGCCGCGGCAACUGCUUGAAGGUGAAGUGACCGAUCGAUGCUGAAGGUUGCAAAAUUUUCAAUUCUCCGCGAGUUUGGUUGCUCGAAGCAGAUACCGACUUACAUUCUUUCUAUUUUCUCGCGAUGACGCUGAUUCAAUCAGUGAUGGAUAUCAUUCUGUGGGGCACUGAUGCCUUUGUCGCAGGAUUCUCUGUGCUGGCAGCCCUCGGUCUUUUCGCAGCUAUGAUCUGGUUGUUUGUGUCUCUUACCUUCUUAAAAUCCUUUGCCCUCCCUCCGAAACCUGCUUCCAAGUUCUUGUGAACAAUUCGAGUACACUCUUUGUAAAUUCUAAUUGCAUUGAUCUUUGCGAAAUCUCCUUCUUGUACACUGUCUUCCACCAUGCUUGUACAGACUGUUUGCUGUGGGACCAACAAAGUCAUGCAUCCAAUUAUUUGCUUAUUGG
Marchantia polymorpha subsp. ruderalis is the source of this 1274-nucleotide messenger RNA. The record is from the annotation of a GenBank genome assembly. Lineage: Eukaryota; Viridiplantae; Streptophyta; Marchantiopsida; Marchantiales; Marchantiaceae.